GGUCCUGCUACCACCCUUCCCUGGGCUGUUACAAUGGACUCUCCCAAUGUUCAGUGUGUGUGUAGAAGGCUGCGAUGCUAAUGCUCGUUCUGGUACCCAUGAGCUAUUUCCUUCCUGUAUCCCUGCCAGAGCAUCCUUCAUAAUAUCACGCGAGACAGAUACUUAAAGGAGGGCUGUGGCAGAGCGGAGUAUAGACCAGGACCGUCUCCAUCUAGUGCCGCCCAAGGGAGAAUCGCCCAAUCGACCUGCCUGGCUGCUCCGGUGUCUCAAGCCUGGAUUAAGCGAAUGGGUCGCGGUUCAGUGACCUCGAUCGGCCGCCUUUGGAAAGCCGCGUCCUCCUUGCCCGCCGAAGAUUCCCACCGCUGCCCCCUGGUCUGAGGAUACGGGGAGGGGCCCUGCUUGCUCAUCCAGGAAGACCUGCCCUCCACCCCCCGCCCCUCGUCAAAGGCGGUUCCCAUCCUCUUCUUCCUCACGCCUGUGAGAUCUGAAGGCGGAGCGUCGGCCAGGGCAGAGCCAUGGAUGAGGGGUUCAGGGACCGCACGGCCUUCAUCCGAGGGGCAAAGGACAUUGCCAAGGAGGUGAAGAAGCAUGCCACCAAGAAGAUGGGCAAGGGCGUGGAUCGCAUGCAGGAUGAAUACACCAAGCGCUCCUACUCCCGCUUCGAGGAGGAUGAUGAUGAGGAGGAUUACCAGCCCCAGGAUGGCUAUUACCGCGGCGAGUCGGCCAAUGAUGAGGAAGGGGCCUCCAGCGAUGCCACCGAAGGGCACGACGAGGACGACGAGAUCUACGAGGGCGAGUACCAGGGCAUCCCCCGCAAUGAGUCCCUGAAGGCCGGGGACCACCUGGCCGACAACCAGCAGGUGGUGAGCGAGUUCAGAGACUUCGAGGACCUGGAAGGGGACAAGAAGAAGGACAAGGAGGAGCUGGCCCAGCAGUACGAGCUCAUCCUGCAGGAGUGCGGCCACGGGCGCUUCCAGUGGACGCUCUACUUUGUGCUGGGGCUGGCCCUCAUGGCCGAUGGCGUGGAGGUCUUCGUGGUGGGCUUUGUCCUCCCUAGCGCCGAGAAGGACAUGUGCUUGUCAGACUCCAACAAAGGCAUGCUGGGCCUCAUCGUCUACCUGGGCAUGAUGGUGGGAGCGUUCCUGUGGGGCGGCCUGGCAGAUCGGAUCGGCCGGAAGCAGUGCCUCCUCAUCUCCCUCUCGGUCAACAGCGUCUUCGCCUUCUUCUCCUCUUUCGUGCAAGGUUACGGCACCUUCCUCUUCUGCAGGCUGCUCUCCGGAGUGGGCAUCGGGGGCUCAAUCCCCAUUGUCUUCUCCUACUUCUCGGAGUUCCUAGCUCAGGAGAAGCGAGGCGAGCACCUGAGCUGGCUCUGCAUGUUCUGGAUGAUUGGGGGCAUCUACGCAUCAGCCAUGGCUUGGGCCAUCAUCCCUCACUAUGGCUGGAGUUUCCAGAUGGGCUCCGCUUACCAGUUCCACAGCUGGAGGGUCUUUGUCCUGGUCUGCGCCUUCCCCUCCGUCUUCGCCAUCGGCGCUCUCACCACCAUGCCCGAGAGCCCACGCUUCUUCCUGGAGAACGGGAAGCACGACGAGGCCUGGAUGGUGCUGAAGCAGGUUCACGACACCAACAUGCGAGCCAAGGGCCACCCCGAGAGGGUGUUUUCGGUCACCCACAUCAAAACCAUCAAGCAGGAGGACGAGCUGAUUGAAAUCCAGCUGGACACCAGCACCUGGUACCGGCGCUGGAUGGUUCGGAUCCUGAACCUCUUGCAGCAGGUCUGGAGCAACUUCCUGCAGUGCUUUGCUCCCGAGUACCGGCGCGUCACUCUCAUGAUGAUGGCUGUGUGGUUCACCAUGUCCUUCAGUUACUAUGGCUUGACCGUCUGGUUCCCAGACAUGAUCAAGCAUUUACAGAACAUCGAAUAUGCCUCCCGCACCAAGCUCUUCACCCGCGAGAAGGUGGAACACUUCACCUUCAACUUUACCCUGGAGAACCAGAUCCACCGCAACGGUGAAUACUUCAAUGACAAGUUCAUCGGCCUCAAGCUGAAAUCCGUCUCCUUUGAGGACUCCCUGUUUGAGGAGUGCUACUUCGAAGACAUCACCUCCAGCAACACCUUCUUCAAGAACUGCUCCUUCAUCUCCACUGUCUUCUACAACACAGACCUGUUUGAGUACAAAUUCAUCAACACCAAAAUCAUCAACAGCACCUUCCUGCACAACAAAGAAGGCUGCCAGCUGGACUUCAGCGACGACAACAACGCCUACAUGAUCUACUUUGUCAGCUUCCUGGGCACCCUGGCCGUGCUGCCGGGGAACAUUGUCUCGGCCCUGCUCAUGGACAAGAUCGGGCGCCUCCGGAUGCUGGCCGGCUCGAGCGUGAUGUCGUGCAUCAGCUGCUUCUUCCUGUCGUUCGGGAACAGCGAGUCAGCCAUGAUUGCCCUGCUCUGCCUUUUCGGGGGGGUCAGCAUCGCCUCCUGGAACGCCUUGGAUGUGCUGACGGUGGAGCUUUACCCCUCAGACAAAAGGACGACAGCCUUCGGCUUCCUCAAUGCCCUCUGCAAGCUGGCGGCCGUCCUGGGCAUCAGCAGCUUCACCUCCUUCGUCGGCAUCACGAAAGCCGUGCCAAUCUUGCUGGCCUCGACCGCGCUGGCCGUGGGCAGUUCGCUAGCGUUGAGGCUGCCGGAGACGCGGGGGCAGGUGUUGCAGUGAGUGGGGCGUACCCCGAUUCUCCCCCGCUCCAGGGAGAUUAGAGUUGUUAGACACUGUGAAAUGUCUGAUUUUCUGAUUUUGAUUAUUUUAUUUUUUCGCUCCCCCCGGCUCCUCUUCCCUCUUUUUUCGGUGUCAUUACGUGUGUGAGAAUCGGCUCAUUCGUUGAGGGAGUUGGGGGGGGAGGGAAUAAAACUUGACUGAGAAGGAGGCGGGGGAAUAACCUCUUUGCACUAAAUUCAGGCUGGAAAUGGCCCAGCCCCAGCAGUGUGAACGGAUUAACUGGGCAGGCGCCAAUUGACCUAGCUCCUGAUCAGAGCUGGAUGCUAGGGGCUAGGGCCAGCUCCUCAAGGGGACAUCUAAUGUCUAGGCACCCUGCCAUGGGGCAGUAACCCAGAACCCCUCUGUGGUGCUGGCUCCAGGGUGUGUGCUGGUGAACACGCGAUCCAUUUAAUUUUACACACGUGGGUGUAAACUAGUAGUACGUGCAAUGUGUGCUCAUGGAUCUUGGCUGUGUAAUAUUCUCCGAAUCCUCAUUUAUUUUUUUCAUCAGGCACCUGUGGUGUGUGGAGAGCAACGCAACCCCCCCCCCCACUUCCCUCCCCCCUGCUUUUUCGGGGCCCUUUGAGUCAUAUGUAAAGUAGCAUCGAUUUCAGGUGUUAACAAAGCAUCCAUUUCAAGCUUCUAAGCCAGGUUUGCAGGAGCAAAUCGGCAGAGCUAAGUGGUUCUUCUGUGUCACGUGAACCGAAUUUGAAAUCCUGAGCGGCACGCGCCCUUGCAUCAUGUCUCGCUGGUGUCACAAAUGUCUGGUCAAUCCACCCCAGGCGCGGCAGGCAUACACCCUUGUCGGCUCUAGUGGUAUUGGGCAUUCAUACAUUUUGCAGGCAGCAGGUCUAGGCUCUCAUCGGCAUGGCAGAGGCUGUGUCAGAGCAGCGGUUCCAUCCUUGGCUCUGGUGGGUGGAUUGUCCCAAUGUGCUGUGCCUCAGUUUCCCCAUCUGUAAAACAGGGAUCAUGAUACUUGCAUCCUUCUGUUGAGUGCUUUAGAGGAAAGGUGCUGUAUGUGAGGGCAAAGUAGCAUUCUUUUUUCUCCUUUGGACCCACAUCAGCUCAGACAUCCCUCUGUAACUGGACCGAAUUUAACGUGCUAAUCCAGGACGAUUCCCCUCUUCCAGUUAUCCAUUGCAGAUGAACAAGACAGCAAUGCUCGGUUUCUUUUAUUAUCGUUUAUUCAGGGAUUUUAAAUGUUGUUUUUUCUGUGUGGGGGGAGAAAAUUUGACUUUGAAGCUUAGGGAUUGUGGUGGUUGUUUUUUUUAAUUCUCCCCAAGCCCCUCCCCACAGUGGCCAUCCAGAAACACAGCUGGGGCUGGGGGUCGGGGGGGUGGGAAGGGGUGUGAUAGUAGCACCUGUGAUUCCCCAAAAUGAGAUCAAGGCUCCACCGUGCUAGGCCAGCAGCCCAGCUGGCCUGAGAGUGACGCUAACCUCUGUCUUGUCUGUGGGUUGCUGCUCAUUCCGAUUAGGCGUUUCAUGUAUUUAAUUCUGUAGCCAUCUGUCUCGCUGCCCUCCCCCCGUUCCUUGGUCGACACCAAGGUCUGGUCUACACUUAAAAGAAAUUAGAUCGACCCAGCUAUGUCGCUCAGGGCCAAGAAAAAUCUCGUACCCUGCGUGCCUUCCUUAGGUUGACCUAACCCCAGAGGUAGCUGCUCCUAGGAAGAAUUCUUCCAUCAACUUAGCCCCGGCCUCUCAGGGAGGUGGAUUGACCCCAUUGAUGGAACGUAAUGGAACGCCCUGGUGCAGAUGCAGCCUGUUGGCACCGGAAGGGGUUUUCCCAUCCAUGUAAGAACGCCACCUCCUCGCACGCCGGUAGCGACGUCGAUGGAAGCAGUCCUCCCACGCAGUCUUCCGCACGGCACGCAGGGCUGCCGAUUUUUCACGUCCUCGACUGAUGCAGCUGGCCUGGGGAGGGGUUGCAUUUAGCGUCACCCAGCAGGGGCGUUGGGUUGUAGAUGUGGGAAAAGAGAGGAAAGACCAUGAGUGCCUAGGGCUCUGUCCAAUGUCUCAGCAGGCCCAUGAUUGUGUUUUGCUACACCCCCCCCCCACCUCCCGUCCUUUUCAGGAACGUUUGCCUAUGAAUUCACCCUCCGCCUCCAGAUUUAAUUAACUUGCACCCAGGCCUGCCCAGAGAAGGGGCCCUGAUACGUCAGGUUCACUGGGGCCCGCCUCCUCUAAUUUCACCCCAGCUACAGACAUUUUGGGAGCCCGCUGUGCUCGGGUCCCCAGGACAAUUGUCCCUCUUCUCAUUCCUACUCAGGAACAGCUUUGCAAGGGUGCAAACUAUGCAUUGAGCUCGGAGCAGAGGGGGUUAUUUGUUGGGGGGGGGGCCUGCUCAUUGAAGGGUGGGGCAGUUCCACCCCUUCAGACAGGUCUACCAGGGAAAAUGGAGCAAUCUUAACCAUCAGGGCCACAGGGAGAGUAAGAUCCUUGAAAAUCUAUUGCCUUGGAUGGUUGCCAGAGGGAACCCCCCAGAGUCUGAGGGCAGCUAAAGCCAGGGGAGGAUCAGAACGUAGCACUUAAGGUGCAAUGGCUCCACGCAAGCGGGCUCUACUUUUGCAAAACCCAAAGCACCGCGCCUUGCUCAUUAGAGACGGGCCAAACCCGAGCCCCGAAGGCACCCAGAGCCCUUGCCCCAGCUCCGGCUGGCUUUUCUUGCUUUCCUCUUUCCUGCUGCAGAUGAAGGCAGAGCUAGGGCGGGAGGGGCAGUGCGGCUGCCCAGGGCUUGGCGUAAGAUGCCUCGAAGAUUUUUGCUCAGCGCGUGUGUCCAGGACCCUCUGAGCGAAGGUAUUGCUCGGCUGAAGGAGCAGGGAGGUCAGAGGUAGUUAGGGGCCGCAGGGGGCUCUUUUAAAGACACCCUAUUGUGGGUUGCAAAGGCCCCACACUGAUCAGCAGCAGUGGGUGUUGGGUGAGAACAGCAACCUCGUUAUAGCAGCCAUCUAGCGCCAUCUAUGGGCACAGAGUGGAAGCACACCCUGGCCUCCUUCUCCCCUUAGGGCCAAUGUACGGUUUUUAUUCCAAGCCCAUGGAGUCAGCUGGGUGUCACAUGCUGGCCCUUUAAUUCUCUGCACUAUAAAGCCAGCACUGUCCAGGAACCAGGAGGCUAAGAAGCUUUCUUGGGGGGGGGGCGGGGGGGCUCUCCUUUCGCGCACGUGCUGGUUGUAGCUGAGAAUUUAAAUGUUCUUUAAAACCCCAGCUGACCUGAGGCAGAUGUCUCAGCAUCUGCCCCAUCUUGUGGCUUGGAAACAAUGAGGGGAGGAUCCCUGCCAUGUCCUUUCUGCUGUCAGCAAGGGGGUGGAGGCACUUGAGUCUGUUCUGACCUGGUGCUGGAAGAGACACAAGCCCGUUGCCUUGCCCAAGAGGGAGGCUUGAGCCCAGAAGGCAGGAGAGCGUUUUAUGCACAUUCACCCACUGAGGUCAAGAAGAUUUAAGCGCGUGCUAGAGUGCAGGCCUAAAAUCCGGGUGGUGAGUGAGUUCCAACCCAGAUCUUCAAUUAACCUAACCCCCCACCGCCCCACCACUGAACUCGAACAAGCAGCAGGACCCCCAAUGGUGGUGUGGAAGGAAAUAAGCUUUUUAAAACCAGAUCUCUACCUUGCAGGGCGACAGUGCAAUUCUUAAUUUCAAAACAUCAUAAUAAUGCCCUGGGCUAAGUCUUUAUGCUGCUCUCUGUUACCCUGGGGUAAAUCUGGGAGCAAAUCCCCAUCAUACCAGUCUAACAGAGCAGAAUCUGGACUUCAGGGCAACUUUGAUUGGAGGAAAGGGGGGGGGGAAAUGUCCAGGUUCUCUGGUUGUAUUUUAUAACCCAUUUGCAUAGCAAAGCCCACUAAUUGUCACAUUGUAGGUUAAUCGCUCAAUGGGCCCAUGCAGGUUCCAUGCUUUAAUAGCUAGAUGUGUCUCUUUGUGUCAUCAUCUGAAGAUCUGAAUGGCGUGUGGUCCCCAGUGCCCAUUAAUCUAAUUAUAGCAGCUGGACACACACACAGCCAAAAUUUUUAUUUUAAACAAGGGAUGAAGUUGACCAGCACCUGUGUCGGUUUUGCUGGGGUUCUUUAGUGUAAGGCAUACCAGCCGAGGUCCAAAACGGGGAAUUAAAUAUCUUGCCUUUGCUGCAGAGCUAAACAGGGAAACACACUGUACGUGGGGAGGGGGCUGUCAGUUUAAGGUCACUUCGGUCUGCAUUAGACAUUAGAGCCAGGUCGCCAGUUCUAUUCAGAUGCGUAGAGAAGCGUGGUGUACACCAAGGGGGGAAACGUCCUGCUGUAUCAUUUUAAGCGAGAGUUGUAUUUUUUUACAUUUUAGGAGAUAUUUAAGAGUAGUAUAUUUUUCAUUAUUUAUAAUUUUAUACCAGAUCUCAGUUUCCCCUCCUCGCGCAAGCUUGGGACCAAGCAUACCUGAAAGGAAGCGUUUUUUGUGUCUCUCUUAGCUACCUAGCUCCCCAGCUGGGCUAUCUGAGCACAUCACAAUGUCUAAUGCUCACAGCCCUACUGUGCGGCAAGUUACAGGUAGGGAAACUGAGGCACACAGAGACAAAGAGUCUGUCUAUCCUGUGAUCAGAGGAGUGAGUGCGGCAUGUGUCGACAUAGCCAACCUAGCUGUGAUCUCGCUCGCUUGAAUAACAAUAGCACUAAAGCUGCAGCACCAGGGGCUGUACAAAUGCACUCAGCCCCCGGACUGUGCUCUAGCCUUCACUGCUAUCAGUGCUCCAGUUAGCUGGAUUGGGCCUGUCUAUCCACGCUGCAGUCAUACCACCGCAGGGAAUGUAGACAUCCACUAAGUGACUUGCCCAUGGUCACACAGGGAAUCUGUGGCAGAGGUAGGAAUUGAACCUAGCUCAGGCUCCCUAGCCCAGCUAGUACUCUAACCACUGAGCUAUCCUUCCUCUGCUUCUCUGGCAGCAUGAAAGGGCACAAUGUUUCUUCCAUUAACAAAGCUUAAUUAAACAAAGGUGUCAUCAUUUAUGACAAGCUAAGGAUUUGCCCUGGAGAAUCAGGGCCGCUGGCCAGGUGGAGGGUGGCAUCAGUUUGAGAGUGAUUUUUUGUUUCGUGCAAAAUGCUACGUGGACACAGUUCAGUUUAAACUAGGCUUAUUUGGGUUUAGCUUAGGCUGACUGAGAACAGGGUUAACGUAAACUGAACCAGCAGUAUCCACACAAGGGUUUGUAGCACUUUAAGAACGAACUUACGUUAAACCCGUGCAGCUGCUAUGUAAGAGCUGGGUAUUGUUAUUAUCCUGGGUGUAGACAAGGCCAGGAGCCUCUGGGCCCAAUUCUUCAGUGCCUCGUGCCUUGCAUCAUCAUAUACAGCUGGGUAAAAGGAACGCAUAGGGCCACUGCUCUGAUGUGGUGGCACCGCACGCCCAUUUCGUCACUUGCGCAGUGGGUAUGUACCACUCCCUAGUGAGAAAAGUGGUGAUUUGCACUAAGUGGCUCCACAAGGUGAAAGGAAAGAGUGAAUCAGCCCCUAGGCCUCCCAUGGUGGCUGCUAUCUGGGGGAUCAGAGAAAGGACAUGCAUCAAGCACCUGCAUGUAAUGGGACAGAGAAUUUCCUUCCUGACCCAUGCAGCAAUCAUAGCUCCAGUUCUGAAGCAUGACAGUUGAUAGAUGUUAUUUUAGCAGCUAACCACAAGGUGACUGCUGGGUAGCCAGUCCCUUUAAUAAAGGUACCAAAAGGCCAAGCACUAUAGUAGGACAAAGGCCCCACCUAGGAGGAGGCUCAGAUCAAUCUACUGGUCCCAAUUACGUUGGCUUUUCCACCCCGCUGUGAAUGGGGCCAGACUGGAUUAUGACCACAUUGUAACCUGAGUCAGAAGGGAGCAUGAGUGUUGCCCACACAAGCUCAUUUUAAAGGGCUGGUGUAGAUGGGAGAUUAGAAAACUUGUCAGUUAGGCUGCAGCAUCAGGACCACCAAUGCAACCUGCUCCAGUGAGGAAGGGCUGCAAGGCCCCGCUGAUCAUCAGUGUUUCCCUAUCCUAGCCAGGCUGCGUUUGCCUCCCUCCAGCGGAUCGGCAGGCGCGCUUGACUCAUGGCUGCCUUAGCAACGAAGGGGACUGAUUUUUAGAAAGAUUUAACUCGAGACCCUGGGCUGAGCUUGUUCCUAUUCUGGGUUACACGUGUCUCACCGUAUAGACAAACCACUCUGGGCCCAAAGCGUGAGGCCGCGAUCAGAGGGAAUAGCACAGCUGUUGUGGCUGGUCUUGUACCGUAAUUUACACCAGACUAACUGAACGCCGGCCGGAAUUUUCAAAAGCACCUGCGUCACUUGGGAGCAUUUUCAAAUGUGACUUUGGAGCCUGAGUUUUAUGGCCUUUCAAUAGGAUUUGGGCUCCUAAGUCACUCAGCUGCUUUUGAAAAUUUUACCCCCUCAGCUCCAAAGUCCCAUUGUCAGAAGAGACUCAUGAGUCAGAGCAUCUGAGGUCUGUGCACACAGCUGGGCGUGGGUAAGCGAGCGGAUUUGCACAAAGCGUUGCACGCCCACCUUCUGAGCCGCGCUAAGAUGGCUCGACUUGGGUAUGCAAAACAUAAGGGGGGCGGGGACCAAAAUUACUCGUCACUUUUGACAAUACGUCUCCUAAAUCUCUUUGAAAGUCAAGAGGAUUUAGGCUCCCAAGGGUUUAAGUCACUUCUGGAAAUGGAACUUAGGCACUUAUGAAAAUAUUACCCCGAGUCUCCUUUUAAAAAAAACAAUCCUCCUCGUAUCACGCUUUUAGUUUAAAAAUCUAGUUGCAAACUGGAGCCAAAGACGAGAGGUCAGUAGGAGAGUGACGUUCUAGGCAAGAGGGAUUUUUAUCUUACUGGAGCAAACUGGUCCCAGGCUGGGGAAGGCCAGCCCCACCCCUGCCCCCUUUUAAAAAACAUUAUUUUGAAACGUAAAAGAUUUAAAAUAGGGAUCAUUUUGGAAAAUGUUAAUUGGCUGCUUGAAAAGAAAAGAGGGGAGGGGAGGGGAUAAAUGUCACAAACAUUUUGAAAAUGGUCACUUCCCCCCGCCCCAAAACUGGACCAAACUUAGGUCCCUCCCCAGCUUGGCCCCAGCUCUUCUGCAGGGUCAGCCUGCUGGCCCUGGGCUCCCUAUAAGUCACCAGCACCCCAGUCUUCUGAGGUCAACAGAAACUCCCUGCCGUCCCCACAAACCCUGCUGCGAUGGCUCAUGCACAAGCCCGCCUGCCGGGCGCCUCGCCGGCGUUUGGGAGCAGGAGCGGCGGCACCCCUGGGUGAGCACAGCGCAAGCCACACAUGAUGUAGGAAAAAGCACAACUCCGGACACAUUCUCCCCUGCACCCUGCUGCCACUCAGAGCUGCCGCUUCCGCCUCUCACCCGCCAACGCUGCCCCUCGGCCCCGACCCCCGGUUCCUCGUUCCCAGCUAACCCCCAGAGCUACACCGAGGCAAAGCUGAAGUAACCCAGGGCAGAACUGGGCCCCUAGGAAGCCAGAAGAUACAGAUUAGGAGCCUGAUUCUCCUUUCCACUGAGGUUACCUUUGCACCAUAAAGGAGCCUUAGCUCAACUGAGCAUCAGGCCUGUAUCAGGAACAGCAGCUGCAUCACCCAGGCCUGGAGUCUGAUCUCGCUUAUGCCAAUGGAAAUGUGACAACUCCAGCAGACGUGCUCUGGGAGGUAGCUCAUUGCAACAGCAGCCACGCUCCUCCCUUGGAGGAACAGCAAUGGGUGGACCCUGCUGGUGCCUGCUCCAUGCGAGCCACGCUGGUCCAGUCACUGAUGGUGUGUUUUGAAAGGCGGAGGGAAGGGGUGGGUACAUAGAACAGGCCAAACAGGGCCGACAGAAAGCUCUGAAAUGUACCGAUCGCCCAGGGCAACCCUUACUUGACCCUUACAUCCGGUUCGAUGACACCGUUCGGCGGGUCAGAUGCACACACCCCCAACCGCCAAAUAUUUUUCCACUUUUU
Messenger RNA from Chelonia mydas (Green sea turtle), 10652 nucleotides. It is a transcript of the gene SV2A, whose product is annotated as synaptic vesicle glycoprotein 2A. Gene Ontology annotation, molecular function: transmembrane transporter activity. Gene Ontology annotation, cellular component: membrane. The transcript is spliced from 13 exons. Bases 516 to 2708 code for a protein of 730 amino acids. Lineage: Eukaryota; Metazoa; Chordata; Testudines; Cheloniidae. Gene Ontology annotation, biological process: chemical synaptic transmission; transmembrane transport. The record is from RefSeq and is a predicted model, not a curated record.